AUGAGGGGGAGUCAACAAAAAGAGUGGGGCCAACCACGCCGCUCGACAUCUCCAACACCCCUUGUAUCAACCGAGAUCACUCUUCUCUCCACCUACAAAAUGUCGGGCCCAGCCACCCGCCUUAUACCGGCGUCUUCGCGCACUCUUCUCCUCACCUUCGACGCGUUCGGCACCCUCUUCCACCCGCGUCUCCCCGUUCCCGAGCAAUAUGCCGCAACCGCGCACCAAUUCGGAUUAUCGCGCACUGCCAUCACCCCGGACAAACUCAAAACCGCAUUCCGGGACACCUUUCGUGCGCAGAUGCAUCAAUACCCAAAUUACGGUCGCGCGGAUGUUCUCCGAGGCCAAUACGCGGGGCCGAGGCAGUGGUGGGAAGAGGUGAUCAAGGGGAGUUUUAGGCGUGUUUUGUCUGCAGAGAAUGGGGAGACGCAUCCUGAAACCCCCAAAGAACAUGUUCCUGAUGGCAUGGUGGAAGCCUUACUAGAUCGAUUUGCUGGUGCCGAGGGGUAUGCGCUUUAUGACGAUGUGCUGCCCUUCUUCCACCGAAUGCACAAACUGAAGUCCGCGCAUAAGUGGUCGUUUGAUAGGAUAAUUGUGGGGGUGGUAUCCAAUUCAGACGACCGCGUCCCCGUUGUGCUGAAGUCGUUGGGGUUGACAGUUGGUGAUAUGCGCGCCGACCAGGAUCAAUCGAGUAUGGAUCUUCCCGGGUUUGAGGUACGAAGUAUCAAAAAAGAUGUUACAGGGGAGCACGACAAAGCUCAUGCAGACUGCAACUUGGACCUCGACAUUGAUAUGGUUAUUACGAGCUAUGAGGCCGGCCAAGAGAAACCUCAUCGCUUGAUCUUUGACGUGGCGAGACGGCAGGCUCUGAAGGUUGCCCGUCCAUGGUUGACUAGCAGAACCAAAUUUAAAUCCGUGCAUGUGGGAGAUGAUUUUAAAAAGGAUUAUCAGGGUGCAAGGGAUGCAGGCUGGGAGAGCUACUUGCUUCCUCGAGAUUCUCAUGGUGCCGAUAAAUUUGAAGCGAAACAAUUCCCAAAUCUUCUGAAGUUGGCUGAUAAAUUGGAGCUUUUCCCAUAA
Messenger RNA from Penicillium egyptiacum, 1077 nucleotides. NCBI's taxonomy places the organism in Eukaryota, Fungi, Ascomycota, Eurotiomycetes, Eurotiales, Aspergillaceae. The record is from the annotation of a GenBank genome assembly.